Messenger RNA from Exophiala mesophila, 2057 nucleotides. RefSeq lists its product as uncharacterized. The coding region runs from base 695 to 1744 and encodes 349 amino acids. Gene Ontology annotation, biological process: iron-sulfur cluster assembly. NCBI's taxonomy places the organism in Eukaryota, Fungi, Ascomycota, Eurotiomycetes, Chaetothyriales, Herpotrichiellaceae. The transcript has 2 exons. Gene Ontology annotation, molecular function: iron-sulfur cluster binding. The record is from RefSeq and is a predicted model, not a curated record. Gene Ontology annotation, cellular component: cytoplasm.
GUAUACGGUGGCAUGUAUGUACACAAAUGUCGCAAUAACCCACAUCAAGCUACUGAUCGGAAUCCCAUUUCUUGGUCUUUUCGAUUCGAGUUACAGUAAAAGGGUUGAAUUCUGAGUCAUUAAAACAUCGUUGGGAAGAUGUGGCCUGACAAAGGGAGUUGGGUUAGGAGGGCUCACGUGAUACUUGUUAGAGGUGCGUCUCCUAACGGUGGCACGUGAGGAGGUACAAAGUAUCUACUAGGAGAUUCCACUGUGGCAGAGGUACCAAGGGGCAGUGCAGGGAGCAGAUGAUUGGCAAACUCCCAUCUUUUCAUACCUACCUUAGUCUGUUGGAUGUAAUCAAGGUACAGCCCUAAUUCAUGUAGUCAGAGACAUCAACAACGCCUUUUCUACCUGGAAAUUCUGCUCCUCAUAUACACACCAAAUCCCUUACCACCAAAUCAGGAUAUUAAGUCCCCCCCCCGCGGAACUGCUUACCACAGGCACUUCUAGGCAUUGACGUGGGACUUCUCGGGACCCGUUUCCUACCACGGCGAACCCCGCAGCCCUGUUGUCCGAUUUCUAAUCCCGGACGGCUUCUGGCUGGACUGUACCUUUUCUCUUUCAACUUUAUCAUUUUUUCCGUUGCUGCAAUUUGAAUUGCGAAAUACAGACACCCAUAGUUCUAACAGCAUCAGUUCGUGUUUAGCCCAACAUGUCGCCGUCCCUUCUGAUGGACACGUCCGACGAUUUCGUCAUGCCCACCCCCAAGGCUAUUCCAGUCCAGCAAUCGCAGAGAACCCUCCUCCUGUCCCCGCCGUCCUUAUCAUCACACCAGGAGAAACUCACCGGUGUCCUACAAGCCUUCGAUCGAUCAGUCACAGACCUUCAAAUGCUGGAUAGACUUGCAAUCGGCCUCGUCUCCUUGCCCCCAUCUACCUACGAUUUGAUCCUUAUCUUGACCGAUGCCGAUGGCGGUCGUCGCGAAUCACAAGCACUAUUAAGCCGGGCUAUUCUAUCUGUUCUCGUUCAGGCAUUGAAGAGCGGUGGAAAACUACGCAGUCAAGACGGAUUAUUGGGAGAGUCAGAGGGAACAGAAAAGAACGAAGCCAUAUUGGCAGGACUUUCGUUUGAGUCGGGUGUGGGAUUCGUCAAACCUGACACCAGUGGUUAUGCCGCGGUACCAUUGAAAUUUGGACGGAAAAAGGCACAGGCUGCGGGAGGACCGAAUCAAACCAACGGAGACCAAGUUUCAGUGCCGCUGAAUGGAAAGCGGAAGAGUGUUGAGGAAACGCCUUUGCCUCCCGGUGUUGGUUUUGAUGAUGGAGUUGACUCGGACGACGAUUUGAUUGACGAAGACGAGUUGAUGGCAGAUGAGGACGCGAGAGGACCCAUCAAAAUUCCAACACAGUGCCAGCCCAAAGCCAAACGACGCCGAGCCUGCAAAGACUGCACCUGCGGUCUCGCUCAGAAGCUAGAAGAAGAAGACCGAGCCAAGAGAGAACAGGCGGAUCAAGCAUUAAACACCAUGAAACUCCAGGCAGAUGAUCUUGCCGAAGUUGAUUUCACAGUCGAAGGGAAGGUGGGCAGUUGCGGAAAUUGUGCUCUCGGAGGUAAGUUUUUCAAUUGUUUUGACGGUGAGAGAACGAGUAUUGACUUAAGGUCUCUAGAUGCAUUCCGCUGCGAUGGAUGUCCCUAUAUUGGACUACCUGCAUUCAAACCAGGUGAAGAGGUUCUACUACUGAACAACGACAUUCAACUGUAGACGACUUUGAACAAUUGUACCAUAUGCAUAGCGUGGAGUUGAGGACACCUCGAACUAGGGAGGAUGCAAGUUGGGAAUGAGACGGCAAUGUCAAUAGCAACGCAGAUUCCUGCAGUUGGUGAUGAAAAAUGAACAAUCUGGAUAGAUCAUGGGAUGGUAGGCCGUUGAAGGGUCUCUCUGGCAUGGACAACUACUCCAUUGGCGGGCGGGAGGGUACGUUACACAAUAGACGGUGUUAAUCAAUACAUGCACACUACAACUCAUCAUAAUACCAAGCCAUCGCCUUGAAUACUUUGGCUGAUUCUCCUUUCUC